Molecule: messenger RNA, 1551 nt
Organism: Micromonas pusilla CCMP1545
Lineage: Eukaryota; Viridiplantae; Chlorophyta; Mamiellophyceae; Mamiellales; Mamiellaceae
Product: major facilitator superfamily
Exons: 1
Coding region: 1-1551 (516 amino acids)
Biological process (GO): transmembrane transport
Source: RefSeq, a predicted model, not a curated record
AUGGCGUCGGCGCGAGACGCGCGCCGCGGCGGCGGCGGCGGCGGCGUGUGGUCGCUCUUCCGCAGCAAGUACCUGUACCUUUACGCGUUCGGUUCUUUCAGCAACGGCCUCUUCAUCAGCCUGCGCGGACCGAUCAUCCCCGAGCUCGCGCGACGCGUCGGACGCGAGCCCGCGGCGCUCGGGACGUACCUCGGCCUGGGCGGCGUCUCCGGCGGCGUCUUCGCGCUCCCGACCGGGUACUUCCUCGACCGCGUCGACGCGCACGCCGUCUUCAUCACCGGGGUGGUGACGCGCGCGCUCUCCGUCGGCGUCAUGCCGUGGUGUGACGCGCUGUGGCAGGUGAACGUCCUGUCCGUGGUCCAGGGCGCGACGCUCCCGAUGAUCGGCGUGUCCAUCCGCAUGUGCCUCACCAGACGCUUCGGCGCGGCGAAAUGCGCGCCCGCGCUGAACUUCACGAUGGGCGCGUUCGGGCUCGCGUCGAUCCUCGCGCCGCUCCUGUACGCGGGGCUCUCGGAGCUGUAUCCGAGCCGCGGGUUUGAGCUGACGUUUCUGGUCGCGGGAAUCGUAUACCUCGCGCUCGCGGCGGCCGUCGCGUCGACGAAGGCGCCGAAAGAGAUCGACGACGACGACGACGAGGACGAGGAGGAUCUAGAGGAGGAGGAGGAGGAGAUAGAAAAAUAUGAUGAGGAAGACGGCGACGGCGACGAGGAGCUCGCGUCGCCGACGCGGAUGCGAAGCCCCGUGCGGCGGCGGCUGCUCCUGAGCGACGAGGCCGUCGCGGCGGUCGAAGCGCCGCCGCCGCCGCCGCCGCCGCCGCGGCGCGUCGCCGCCACGUCGGUGCUCCUCCCCAUGGUCCUCUACAUGUCCUUCGCGGUCUCCCUCGAGGUCACGUACGGGAGCUGGAUAUACACGCUGUCGCAAGACGAGGACGGUCUCGGGGACGGCGCCGCCGCGGCGUUGACGUCGUCGCUGUGGGCGUGGUUCACGCUGACGCGAUUCGCGCUGUCGUUGCUAAACGCGUCGCCGCUGCGCGUGAUCCUCGCGUCGCAUCUCGUCGCGCUCGCCGCGCUCGGAUGGCUCGCGACGUGGUGGUCACACGCCGCGCCCUGGAGCACCCUAAACCCUAAUGAUAACAACCCUAAGCGCGGCGGCGGCGUCGUGUUGUGGGCGACCACGGCGCUCGUCGGCGUCGGCUGCGCGGGGAUGUUUCCCAACGGCAUCGCGCACGCGCGGACGUUCUUCCCCCUCACCGGCUUCUCGCAGUCGCUGUUCGAGCUCGGCGCGGCGACCGGCGCGGGCGUCGGGCCGUACGUCGGCGCGGCGUUGUACGCGCGCACCGGGAAAGUCGGCGUCGUCCCGGCGAGUUGCGCCGCGGCGGGGGUCGCGGCGCUCGCGGCGCUCGCGUGCGCGACGGCGGCGAAGGCGCGCGAGCGAAGGCGCGAGCGCGGCGGGACCGGGACUGUUGUCGCGAAGGCGGACGACGGCGAGGGGCUCGCGGAGCCUCUGUUGGGGGUGGGCGGCGGUAGAGAUGGCGGCGAAGAGGACGCCUAG